AUGGAUUUGGAUGAACUUGCACAAGGAUUUCGCCCGACGGAUUUAGAGUUAUUCACAUUCCUUUUGAGGUUUAUUGCUAAAGAACCAUUGUGUGACGAUGGUUUUAUUACUGAGCUUGAUGUUUACAAACAAGAACCUUGGGAAAGUUAUGGCCAUGGUCGCCAUUGUGGAGGACAAGAUAAUGAGGACACUAGUAUUUACCGCUACUUCAUUACACCACUGAAGAAGAAAAAGGGCAGAUUUUGCAGGACUGUGGGUAAAAAUAUUGGAACUUGGAAGCAGCGAGAUAGGGGAAACGAUGUCAUUAUGAAGGGUUCGAUUAAUGGACGAAAGAAUGGUCUAUGCUAUGAAUAUACUAAGUGCCGUCCUAAUGAUCAGAACGAUGGGAAGUGGCUCAUGACGGAAUAUGUGUUUUGUGACACUCUUCUUAGAAAGUUCAAAAAUUCUGAGUUUAAAGAUUAUGUUAUUUGUGCCAUAAGAAAGAAGUCCAAAAAAAAGUCUUCUAAUGGUACUCAAAGUAGGAAUCUGACUGCUUUUUCGAACAUGAUGCGAGAAAUUAAUCUGCCUAAAGAAAAGGAUAGAUUGGCUGAAAAUACGGGAGACACAAUCUUGGACAAGUACCAGACACAAAAUCAACCAACACCACUGCAAGAAGGUUGUAUUUUUGGUGUUAAUGAAGACCAUAUUGCAUAUUUGGAACUUGAAGCCAAGGUUGAACGACUAACUAUUGUUGGUGAAUCUGCUAUGAGGAACAAUCAGGUGCAAACUCAAGAGGAAGACAUGUUAGAUGAUGCGACUAUGAGGAUAGAUUGGCUGCAACUAGGAUGA
Lycium barbarum (goji berry) is the source of this 828-nucleotide messenger RNA. RefSeq names its product NAC domain-containing protein 1-like. Gene Ontology annotation, biological process: regulation of DNA-templated transcription. The transcript has a single exon. Gene Ontology annotation, molecular function: DNA binding. The coding region runs from base 1 to 828 and encodes 275 amino acids. The record is from RefSeq and is a predicted model, not a curated record. NCBI's taxonomy places the organism in Eukaryota, Viridiplantae, Streptophyta, Magnoliopsida, Solanales, Solanaceae.